GUCCUUACCCGGGCUGCAGGGGGAGGCCGCGGCGGGGAAGAUGGCGGACGGGAAGGCGGGAGAGGAGAAGCCAGAGAAGCCGCAGCGAGCCGGAGCCGCCGGAGUUAAUUCAUGGGAACCUCUUGUACUGCCACACAAUCUCAGUUCCUGCUGUACAGUCUAACAAGCAGUGAAGAGACUGUUGGGUCAGUAGGUGACAGCUGCAGAGGUAUCUUCCUUGUAAAGAUGCUUUUUGAGGUUGCUGCUCCCAUCAAUCUGCUCAGUAAAAAUAGCUCAUCUUGUAAUGGAGGGGAAAGUUCCAGUCGCAGCGCUGAAAAGCGAGCAGCUGAAGACGAAGCUGCAGACCUCCCAACAAAGCCUACAAAGAUGUCCAAGUUUGGAUUUGCCAUAGGUAGUCAGACGACAAAGAAAGCAUCCGCCAUCUCCAUCAGACUUGGAGCAAGUAAGCCUAAGGAAACGGUUCCAACUCUUGCUCCAAAAACUCUUUCAGUAGCAGCAGCUUUCAAUGAAGAUGAAGAUAGUGAGCCGGAAGAAAUGCCUCCAGAAGCAAAGAUGAGGAUGAAGAAUAUUGGAAGGGACACACCAACAUCAGCUGGACCAAACUCCUUUAAUAAAGGAAAGCAUGGCUUUUCCGACAACCAGAAGCUGUGGGAGCGAAACAUAAAAUCUCAUCUUGGAAAUGUACACGACCAAGACAAUUAAAUGAAGUGUUUUGAGAUUGGGGUGUGGGUGGGUGCGCUUAGAAGGAACAGUCUCCUUUUAUUAAGAAAGGUGUAAGACUAGCUUUGGAGCCGUUUUUUAUUCUUUUCCUUUUUCUUUCUUUUUUUCUUUUUUGCUUUCUUUUUUUUUUUUUUAAGAUUGAGUGGUACACUAAUAAAUGAGAGUUUGAAAUUAGAGGUAAUUUAUGUUUUAUAUACAGAUUUCAAGACAUUUGCUAAUUUUGUAGCUUCAUGUGAUUAGUUUCCAAAGGUUACAGAUAAUAAAGAGAUCAGAAGUGGUACCUUUCUAAGAA
Molecule: messenger RNA, 1012 nt
Organism: Acomys russatus (golden spiny mouse)
Lineage: Eukaryota; Metazoa; Chordata; Mammalia; Rodentia; Muridae
Gene: Pcnp
Product: PEST proteolytic signal containing nuclear protein
Exons: 6
Coding region: 112-702 (196 amino acids)
Biological process (GO): proteasome-mediated ubiquitin-dependent protein catabolic process; protein ubiquitination
Cellular component (GO): nucleus
Source: RefSeq, a predicted model, not a curated record